UCCGAGGGACACAUUUUGAGGUUGCACGCGGCUGAGGAUGGCUGAUAUUACUUCUCAGCCUGAACUGCCAGCGUCUCAGGAAGUCAGCAGCGAAUUUAAGAAGCCGGUUUUGCCGGUGCCUCUGGCAGUGCGGAGUAAAGCUUCGGCCGCCAGUCCCUCAAUUCCUGAGGAGGUGAAGACCGAAUGCCCCGCGGCGUUGUUGGACUCCGCAUGUGGGGAGCCGGAGGCCCCGCUGCCUCAGCCGGACAGCAAGGAGACUGGGAGUCCACCGGUGGAGCAGCCCCGCACCCCGCGGGGAGCUCCUGCUUCUGGCGGUCCGGCCCGGGCUCCCCCAUACCAAGAGCCAUCGUGGGGCGGCCCAGCCACGGCCCCCUACAGUCUUGAAACCUUGAAGGGUGGCACCAUCCUUGGCGCCCGCACCUUGAAGGGGACGAGCUGCUGCCUUUUCGGGAGACUUGCUAGUUGUGACAUAUGCCUGGAGCAUCCUUCCGUGUCUCGGUACCAUGCGGUGCUACAGCACCGGGGGUCGGAUCCCGACGGUGAAGCUGAUGGUCAUGGGCAGGGCUUCUAUCUCUAUGAUCUGGGAAGUACCCACGGCACUUUCCUCAAUAAAACUCGCAUCCCACCUCGCACUUUCUGUAGAGUCCACGUUGGGCACGUUUUUCGCUUUGGAGGCAGCACUCGUCUCUUUAUCCUUCAGGGACCAGAGGAAGACCGAGAGGCAGAGUCUGAGUUAACGGUAACACAGCUGAAGGAACUGCGCAAGCAACAACAGAUGUUAUUGGAGGAGAAGAUGCUAGGUGAAGACUCCGAUGAAGAAGAGGAGGCAGAUGCCACCGAAGGGAAGAGAAAUACUAGCGGUCAAGAUGAUGAGAUGGGUUGCACGUGGGGAAUGGGAGAGGAUGCUGUGGAGGACGAGGUUGAAGAGAACCCCAUUGCCUUGGAGUUUCAGCAGGACCGGGAAGCCUUUUAUAUAAAGGAUCCGAAGAAAGCUCUUCAAGGCUUCUUUGAUCGAGAAGGAGAAGAAUUAGAAUAUGAAUUUGAUGAGCAGGGGCAUAGCACAUGGCUCUGCAGGGUGAGAUUACCUGUAGAUGAUUCAACUGGAAAACAACUGGUUGCUGAGGCCAUUCACUCAGGAAAGAAAAAGGAAGCCAUGAUACAAUGCUCACUGGAAGCCUGUCGGAUCCUUGACACAUUGGGAUUGCUGCGGCAAGAAGCAGUAUCUCGGAAAAGGAAAGCCAAGAACUGGGAAGAUGAAGACUUUUAUGACAGUGAUGAUGAUACAUUCCUUGAUCGCACUGGCCUGGUUGAGAAGAAGCGUUUGAACCGAAUGAAGAAGGCUGGGAAGAUUGAUGAGAAGCCAGAAACGUUUGAAUCACUGGUUGCAAAGUUAAAUGAUGCUGAAAGGGAACUCUCUGAAAUUUCUGAGAGGCUCAAGGCUUCCAGCAAAGCUCUAUCAGAACCGUCAUCUCAGGAUUCUCUAGAUGCAUUUAUGUCAGAAAUGAAAUCAGGAAGCACAUUAGAUGGUGUGUCCCGGAAGAAGCUGCACCUGAGGACUUUUGAACUGAGGAAAGAACAGCAGAGACUUAAAGGGUUAAUAAAACUUGUAAAGCCAGCCGAGAUCCCAGAACUAAAAAAGACUGAACUUCAGACUACAAAUGCAGAAAACAAAGCUAAGAAACUUGCAUUGCCUCUCUUCGGUGCCAUGAAAGGAGGAAGCAAAUUCAAAUUAAAAACUGGAACAGUAGGGAAGUUGCCACCCAAGCGUCCAGAACUCCCUCCAGCUUUAAUGAAGAUGAAGGAUGAGCCUGAAGUAGAAGAGGAGGAGGAAGAGGAGGAAGAAGAGGAGAAAGCACAGGAGGAUCAUGGAGAGCAAAUGGAGGGUGGAAGCCGUAGGCUGCCUCAAGAGCCAGAGCCAGAGCCUGGAGCAGCAGUGCAGGACCCAAGUGCUCCCGCAGAUCCCUCCUGCUCUACGGAGACAAAAAGCCAUGAAAGUAUAUCUCAGCUCAGCCAAGUGGAACAGAGUAAAGAUUGUCAGGAGGCGGGCAAAAUAGUGUCAUCAUGUGAAGACCCUGCAGUAGCACCAGAGAAUGAAUAUAAAAAAAACAGAAACGAGUUGAAGGAAAAGAAAGCUCCUGGUCCAAGCAAAUUUCCACCCAUACUUUCUUCCAAAUACCCUGAGGAUGACCCAGACUACUGUGUAUGGGUCCCACCUGAAGGUCAAAGUGGAGAUGGCAGAACCCAUCUUAAUGACAAGUAUGGCUAUUAAUUGGUUCAGAGUCCCAAAGGGAGACAUUGUGGACGGCAGGAUAUUUGGGAUGAUGUAUCAAGUCAUGACCAGGGAAGUUCAGAUGUGAUCGUCUAUAAAAUCUGGUGACUGGCUUUUUCCUCUGUAUCCCUGACUUCCUCAAGUUACCUGCCCAUUGGAGUCGCCUGAAUCUUGGUGUUUAUAUUUAAGUGUUUGUGUACAUAUGUAAAAAGGAACCAUGUACGUUAAGAAUUAGUAAAGUAAGAGACAUGACCCUAUUAUAUGAGAAGGUAGUGAUGAUUUUCCUAAUGUUGUUUAAGGUCAUAGCUUCUACUGUAACUAGGGCCUGUGCUGGUACCUGCUGCCACGCUGGAUGACUCCGCCAGUGAACGUGGCCUGUCCUUAGGACUCAGUGUUGA
Molecule: messenger RNA, 2667 nt
Organism: Acomys russatus (golden spiny mouse)
Lineage: Eukaryota; Metazoa; Chordata; Mammalia; Rodentia; Muridae
Gene: Slc4a1ap
Product: solute carrier family 4 member 1 adaptor protein
Exons: 14
Coding region: 38-2269 (743 amino acids)
Molecular function (GO): protein binding; mRNA binding
Source: RefSeq, a predicted model, not a curated record